Molecule: messenger RNA, 2059 nt
Organism: Fusarium oxysporum Fo47
Lineage: Eukaryota; Fungi; Ascomycota; Sordariomycetes; Hypocreales; Nectriaceae
Exons: 4
Coding region: 1-1926 (641 amino acids)
Source: RefSeq, a predicted model, not a curated record
AUGGGAGGCAAGGCCUUCGCUCACGCGGAUCCUCCUCUGGAGACACCUCGAAUGCCUCACGCGGCAUAUCUUGAGGCUAAAAACACGGUCAUUCGACGGCUAAGUGAGAAAUUUCACUGGAUUAAUGUUCCGAUGGAAGGUCCCGGAAAGAAAGACCACGGUGACGUCGAUGUCCUCGUAUGCGACAUGAACGGAAUCGAUAUCUUCAAGGAGAGUGUCCUUGAUGCCAUCUCUGAUGCCCUCGGCGCUGAAUCCAGAAUCAUUGAAGGUGGUUCUAGUCACUUCGCUGCUCACUUCGCUAUCCCAUGGCCCGAGCAUAUCCCUAUUCCCCAGGCACAGGGAAAGGCAACUCUUCUUCCGCCGAUUGUGUCCAUCACUCCUCCGUCUCCUCCGGGCCUUUCUGCUCGUUCUUCUCUUACCAUCACUCCUGGAAACCUGUUUAAGCCUUCUGGCGCUACUCCUACAGUUCCUGCCCCCAGCAAUACCACUGACAAACCUCCCCUGGACUCAACUUUACCUUCCCCCUUCGGUCCACACCCUAACCCCCUCGGUUCAAACCCUGCUCUCUACAUCAAGGAAGCCUCUGGUCCUGCCGAGGAGGACUCAAAAUCAAAGGAACAAACCGACGCUGCAGUUGCUGAUUCACAGACCAAGCCCUCAUCCAACGAUUCUGAUGGCGUUAGUAUCACCUCUUCAGAGCGUAGUCAAGCAUCUGCUGCAACGGCUCCUGUGACUGGCAAAUGGGGAACCAUUUCUUAUAUCAAGAGAAAAAUGAAAACCGGCGGCUCGUCCUCUCGUUCAUUUUCAUUGUCUGCAAUGUUCAAGCGUGGCAAGUCAGGCCGAGAUUCUGUUGCAUCAAACUCUACCCGCGGAACUCUUGAAAAGAUCAAUAGUUCCUUUUCAGAACCUGGUGCUACCCUUCCAGCUGUCACUGGAACUGGACCUUUCAAAAUCAAGAGAAAGACUGUCCCAAAGUCGAUCCUGACUGAUAACCCUUUUAUUCCCCUCCCUGCGGGCCCUGUCCACGAUAACCCAUUCCGAGAUCCUCCCCGCGUCUUCAUUCAGGUUGACGUCCGCUACUGUCUUUCCAAGAAGCAAGCUAAGUACUUGCGCUUCUUCCAGUCACACGGCGACUUGUGGCAAAUCCUGGGAUCCAUCAUUCGUCCCUAUGGUCUUACCGUGGACGACAAAGGUCUUCACAUCCGGGUGCCAGAAGGAGAACUGAUCAACCGUAAGAAAGCUAAGGUCCUACUUACAAGCAAGCCCGAUGACAUCCUGAUGUUCCUUGGACUUCCUGUUGCUGAAUACUGGCGUCCCUUUGCUACCACCGAGGCUAUGUUUGAAUACAUCAUCAAAUGUCCCAUGUUCUCUUUGCCUCGCUACAGCACCUUCGAGGAAGAGAUAGGUCUCGGCACUGCUAAUGAUCGUCGCCGCAUGGCUUCGCGUCCUGUCUAUCGAGAAUGGACGCAGGAGUUCAAGCCUCGCCUCCGAGAGAAAGGUCUGUAUUUCGAGAACUCUUUGACCCGUGAUGAAAUCAGGGAGAAGGCUUUCAAUACUUUCCCGAUAGAAUCUGAGUACCACACCCGAGUCCAAGGAUUCAUCCGGGACCAACAAAGACAGGCGCUCCGGAAGUACAUCAAGUCGCAGGUCCCCGGAGCGGAGGACAACCACCCCGAGGCUGUUAAAAGACGAUCCAAGACAAUUAAGGCCAUGUCCUCCAUCGUCCUUGACGGCAUCGAUGCUUCCGAGUUCGGAAUCUCCGCUCCGUCCUACCUUCUCCGGGGAAACGGGACUUGGGACAUGCAACGCACCGAGGAUUGGAUCCGUACCAAGGUGCACUUCGUCGGCCGCUACGCCAACAUGAGCGCGGCAGAAAAGGAGAAGUUGAGAUCAGGAGCGGCCAAGAGGAGGGAAGAGCGCGGCUAGGGUCGUCGCCGCCAAACUCUCAACGAUGUCCCUGAGACCCAGUCCGAGGAGCCUGAGCCACUCCCGGACCAGCUCCCCCUGAGACUGGCUCAACUCAACCUCGGCAACAGCAAGUAGACUGGCUUGCCAACCC